AUAUAUCCGUUCACUUGCUCACCGGACGUCGCAGCCUCAAGUCGUUUCGAUCGCUUGCAAACGGGUUGCAAAGCGUUCUUGUGAAGGGCAUUCGAGCUUAGACCGAGGCUUAGACUGCUACUGUUGUGUCCGCUGCUAUCGCGGCAUACAACGGAACCUGUCUCUACGAUAGACAGCAUCAUCCACCAUCGGAGUAUCGCCCGUCAACACUGUUCAAGCAGUGUUUCGCACGCACCCGCUAAUCAGCAAUGGCAUCGAGACUUCGAAAGUUCGGCGUGACAGCAGCCGGUAUAGCGAUAGGGGCCGCUCUGUCCACCUAUGCCCUUCAGCACAAAGAUAUGCCACAGUAUCAGGUUCAAAUGGAGGAAAUGCAACGUGUUCGGCGUAAGCGCACACUGCCUCCACGAUCAGAACAGAUCCGGGCGUUGCAGGGUGGUGAAGAGUACGAUGUGCUAAUCAUCGGUGGUGGAGCUACUGGCGCUGGCUGUGCACUGGAUGCGGUCACCCGAGGUCUUAAAACGGCGCUGGUCGAAGCGGACGAUUUUGCUAGUGGUACCUCGUCGCGAUCGACCAAGCUGAUCCACGGAGGCGUACGAUACCUGCAGAAAGCUAUCCUCGGUUUGGAUAUCGAGCAGUAUCGAAUGGUCAAAGAGGCUUUGCACGAGCGUGCUUCAAUGUUGCGAUCGGCUCCACAUCUGACGCGACCUCUGCCGAUCAUGCUACCCGUUUACACCUGGUGGCAGAUCCCGUACUUCUGGGUUGGUAUCAAGGCGUACGAUUUCGUUGCCGGUGAUCGUAAUGUGAAAAGUUCGUACUAUCUUUCGAGGGCGGACGCGCUCGAACUUUUCCCAAUGUUGCGCGGUGAUAAACUAUGCGGAGCUAUCGUCUAUUACGACGGGCAACAGGAUGAUGCGCGUAUGAACCUCGCCAUCGCACUGACCGCGGCCCGUCAUGGUGCCUCCAUUACGAAUCACGUCGAGGUGUUGGAGCUGUUAAAGAAAAAGGGCGAUGACGGUAAGGAAGUGUUGUGCGGAGCGAAGGUUCGCGAUAAUAUGAGCAAAAAGGAAUGGACGAUCAAAGCAAAGUGUGUCAUUAACGCGACCGGUCCAUUCACCGAUUCGAUCCGUAAGAUGGAUAACCCGACCGUGAAGGAAAUCUGUUGCCCCAGCUCCGGUGUGCACAUCGUACUGCCAGGCUACUACAGCCCGCAGCAGAUGGGUCUGCUGGAUCCGGACACAUCUGAUGGACGUGUUAUCUUCUUCCUGCCCUGGCUGAAUGGCACCAUUGCCGGCACAACCGACUCUCCGUGCGAUGUAACGCGCACUCCAACUCCCACCGAGGACGAGAUUCAGUUCAUCCUGAGCGAAAUCAAGAAUUAUCUCAACAAGGACGUAGAUGUGCGCCGUGGUGAUGUGCUAUCGGCAUGGAGUGGUAUCCGCCCACUUGUGUCCGAUCCGAACAAGGAAGAUACUCAAUCGCUAGCUCGUAACCAUAUCGUACACGUAAGCGAUUCCAAGCUGGUCACGAUUGCAGGCGGCAAGUGGACGACUUUCCGUGCCAUGGCGGAGCAUACGAUCGAUGCAGCGAUCAAGGCAUGUAAUCUUAAGCCCGAACGCGGAUGUGUCACUGAUGGGUUGUGGAUUGAAGGUGCCCAAGGUUGGACUCCGACCAUGUAUAUUCGUCUGGUACAGGAUCUUGGACUGGAAGUGGAGGUGGCCAAACAUCUGGCCAUAUCGUACGGUGAUCGUGCGUUUGCCGUCGCUAAGUUGGCUACACUUACUGGCAAGCGAUGGCCCAUCAUUGGUAAAAAAUUGCAUCCAGAGUUUCCGUACAUCGAUGCUGAGGUGCGUUACGGCAUUCGCGAGUAUGCCUGCACCUGUGUCGACAUGAUCUCGCGCCGACUGCGAUUGUCGUUCUUGAACGUGCAGGCCGCACUGGAAGCACUUCCUAUGAUUGCGGACAUCAUGGCGGAGGAACUGAAAUGGUCCAAGGACGAAAAGGAACGUCAGAUAAAGAGUUGCGAACAUUUCUUACAAACGCAGAUGGGUCACCAGGCUAACCGCACCCUGAAGGAGAAGGUACCGAUCAAUCUAUCCAAGCCAGAGGUGGACAUGUAUGUGAAGCGCUUCGAGACUAUCGAUAAGGAGAAGAAGGGUUAUGUGUCGAUUACGGAUAUUAAACGUGCCAUGAAGUCGUUCGGCGACGCAGAAGUUAGCGGUGAAGAGCUGCACGACAUUCUGAAGGAAAUUGACACGAACAUGAACGGACAGGUUGAGCUGGAGGAGUACUUACAGAUGAUGUCAGCAAUCAAAUCCGGUUUCGUGUCGCAUUCCCGAUUUGCGGCUGUGGCAGAACAGGAGGAAAUUCGCAAGGAACAAGAACGUCUACGAAAGCAGAUCACCAUCGAACGUUCUGGAGCAACUAGUCAACGAAAGUGAAACUAAAAAUAUACGUGUUUAUGUCUUCAGAAUGACGCCACUAAAGCAUGUACUACCUACACGAUCGAUAUCUACCCUAAGCACAUUUGUCAACCUUUUUGGUGACAAAACAAACCUCAUUUAGAAACCGUUUUUUUGUUGUUAGCAUGGCUGCAUUUUUGUGUGUACAAUCCAUUUUGUGCAUUGUGUGCAGUCGCCUACCUAUUUGUACAUGAUUCCUGAUUGUACAGUUUGUACACAGCAGUGAACUGAUGGCAAGAAGUGUUAUCAUAAUCGUUUAAACGUGCACCAAGCAAACGGCAUAACUUAUUCUAUUUUCUAAGAAGACACCGAUGUACAUAUAAUUGUUUUAAGUCACUUUGGCGUUAUAAUUAUGAACAACAUAUGCAUCAUCUCGCUCGGAUGUCGUUUACUGUGUGUGUGGAUAUUUUUUUUAAACACCAAAAACCAACUUAACCCUCCGAGAGAGAAUCUCGUACAAAAGACAACGCCUAGAAUACCGUGAAGCCUUUCGAUGCUAGUUCGUUUUAUUUAUGUACUUACGAUAUACAUAACGAAUUAUCGGCAUUUUCACCAUUGAUACAAACAGGAUUCAUGUUUUGCACAUGCGGAUUCGCAAGAUUCAUAAGCCAAUUGCUAUAGCAACUAUAAACUCAAGAACGUACCUGUUAGUUGUGAGAUUGGAUGUUCUAUGCACGCUUGCAGAACAGGACGAGUUCCUUCAUCUAAGGAACAACAACAACAACAGCAACAAUUGCAACAAAACAAAACUCUACUCAUCUGUAUGUCCAGCCGUUCUUAUAAAUCAGUUAAUUGAUGUUAGGUUAGGAUAUGCAACAUACGUACGUGGAACGUACGUGGAAUUUUGAACCACUCUCGAUCUAUCUCAUCACAUUUUAUUGUUUGAAUCAUACGACAAAAUCAUAAGCAUAUUUCAUAAUCGUGUGGCGCUGCGAAAGACCGAUAUUACCGCCAUCGGGCAAUAAUUACAAAUUAUUGAAUUAUUGCUUGAAAGAAUCGAUAAAAGCGGUUGUCGAAAACGAACUAAAUGUAUCGUCCGUUGAAAAAUGUGCUUUAAAAACAAGCUUAAAGUACAUGUUUUGGUUUACAGUUUAUGUUUCGUUAUGUUUGAAGAAGAAAAAUUUUAAGAUUAAUAGCUAAGAAAUAAUUGAACGAAAUAUCAAAAUAAAAGUUAUUCGAAACAAA
Messenger RNA from Anopheles funestus (African malaria mosquito), 3644 nucleotides. RefSeq names its product glycerol-3-phosphate dehydrogenase, mitochondrial (gene Gpo1). The record is from RefSeq and is a predicted model, not a curated record. Gene Ontology annotation, cellular component: mitochondrion; glycerol-3-phosphate dehydrogenase (FAD) complex. Bases 249 to 2438 code for a protein of 729 amino acids. Gene Ontology annotation, molecular function: glycerol-3-phosphate dehydrogenase (quinone) activity; calcium ion binding. Gene Ontology annotation, biological process: glycerol-3-phosphate metabolic process. Lineage: Eukaryota; Metazoa; Arthropoda; Insecta; Diptera; Culicidae. The transcript is spliced from 8 exons.